This is a messenger RNA of Spathaspora passalidarum NRRL Y-27907, 2912 nucleotides long. It is a transcript of the gene CCR4, whose product is annotated as CCR4-NOT core exoribonuclease subunit. The record is from RefSeq and is a predicted model, not a curated record. NCBI's taxonomy places the organism in Eukaryota, Fungi, Ascomycota, Pichiomycetes, Serinales, Debaryomycetaceae. Gene Ontology annotation, cellular component: cytoplasm; CCR4-NOT complex; nucleus. Bases 189 to 2642 code for a protein of 817 amino acids. The transcript has a single exon. Gene Ontology annotation, molecular function: poly(A)-specific ribonuclease activity; protein binding. Gene Ontology annotation, biological process: nuclear-transcribed mRNA poly(A) tail shortening.
AGGCAAAACAUCGGUUUCAUAUUGUAAAUACAUCAAGAUACACAAUCGUAUGGUUCUGAAAACAAGAGGCACGUAUUUGUAAACACCUGAACAAUAUAUAACAUUUGAUUCAACCAGAUAUACAAAGGAAAAGCGAGUAGAAUUUUUUAACUAAAGAAUUCAACCAAGAAGGCGAAGCCAAGAAGGUGAUGAACGUGAAUAAUAAAUAUCAACAUGCCGCUGCUCAGAUCCAGGGUCAGCCACAGACCAACUUACAAGCCCAGCAGAUCUUAUUGCAGCAACUCCAUCAGGGGCAAUCACAACAACAACAACAACAGCAGCAGCAGCAGCAACAACAACAACAGCCAGGGGCUAAUGCCUUAGGUGCCGGGUUCCAACCAAAUGAGAACUUUAAUGACACACUAAACCAAGGGAUAUAUCAAGCUAACUACCAAAGAGCUCAACCAUCGCAACAACAAUUGCAGCAGCAGUUUUUCCCCCAAUUCCAACAAGGACAACAAGCACAAGGAAAUGCCCAACAAUUACAACAACCUUACCAACCUCAACAAUUGCAACAACAGCAACAACAACAAUACCAACCAAAUCAACAACAACAGCAACAACAAGUCCCUCGUCAACCUCCUCAUCUUCAACAGCAACAAUUUUACACUCAACAACAACAACAACAACAAGCAGCUCUUCAAGCCCAACAACAAGUCCAACUUCAACAGGUUCAGCAACAAGUCCAACAACAACAACAACAAACUCCUGUACAGAAAUUGUCCACCAUCAAUAUCGAUAACCCAAACUCUCUCUAUUGGCAACAUCAACAACAAUUGUGUCAAUUGUCAAGAACAUCAAACAUCCCCCAUUCAUAUGCCAGACAAUAUGCUUCUAAUUCCAGAAAGAAUAAGAACCCUUACAAUGAAGUUAAAUCAGUAGGUUUGAUUGAAGCUACGAAGACAAUCAUUGCCAGCUUAGAAGAACAAGAAAAAGCCAACAACUCAAAUAAUCAACAAAGCACCCCAACUUCAAAUACUGCCUUGUUACAUAAUAAGAAACAUUCACAAGACUUGGAUGAUGAUACCAUGGAAGAACAAAGAAUGAGACUCAAGACUCAAGGGAAGCAAUUGUGGUGUCAAUUGGAUUUGAGUGGUCAAGGAUUGGUUAAUAUUUCCCCUAAAUUAUUCCACUAUGAUUUCUUGGAAUCCUUAUACUUGAGUAACAACAAAUUAACCCUGAUUCCUCCAGUAAUCAGCAAAUUGAGAAGUUUAAGAACAUUGGAUUUAUCACAUAAUCGUAUUUCAGAAAUUCCAUCUGAACUUGGGUUAUGCUUUAAUUUGAGAUAUCUUUAUUUGUUUGACAAUAAUAUUAAAACCUUGCCUAAUUCUUUUGGAAAUUUGAUAGAGUUGUUAUUCUUGGGGAUUGAAGGAAAUCCAAUGGAUUUAAGCAUUGCCAAUUUAUUAGCAGAAAAGGGCACCAAAGAACUCAUCACCACAUUAAGAGAUCAAAAGAUCACUCCUAUUAGAACUCCUAAACCAAGACCUUGGUUAUUAUUGGAAGAUGAUGGUGAAAUUGCCGAUUCAGUUGAAACAUUCAGAAAUGAUACCAAUGGGGAUUCAUUCACCUUGUUAUCAUACAAUACCUUGUGUCAACAUUAUGCUACUCCAAGAAUGUACAAAUUCACUCCUUCAUGGGCUUUGGAUUGGGAUUACAGAAGGAACGCGCUUCAACGAGAAAUCUUGGGAUACAACACCGAUAUUAUCUGUAUGCAAGAAGUGGAAACGCGUACUUUUAACGAAUUCUGGCUCCCAUUAAUGUCUGAACAUGGAUACAGAGGUGUUUUCUUUUGCAAGACUAGAGCUAAGACCAUGAGUGAAGCCGAUGCUAAAAAGGUUGAUGGUUGUGCCACUUUCUUUAAAGCAGAAAAGUUUAAUUUGGUUCAAAAGCAAAAUUUCGAAUAUAAUAGUGUUUGUAUGGGAUCAGACAAGUAUAAAAAGACCAAGGAUUUGUUUAAUAGAUUCAUGAAUAAGGAUAACACUGCAUUGAUCACAUUCCUUCAACAUAAAGAAAGCGGAGAGCAUAUGACAAUUGUCAAUACUCAUUUACAUUGGGAUCCUUCAUUUAAUGAUGUCAAGACAUUGCAAGUUGGGAUUUUAUUGGAAGAAAUGCAAGGAAUCAUCAAGAAGUUUUUGCAUACUUCGUCCAUGGAAGAAGUCAAAAAUGCCACCAUGAUUGUCUGUGGAGAUUUCAAUUCCGUUAAAGAAAGUGCAGUUUAUCAAUUAUUCUCCACCGGUGCUUCCGUUAAUCAUGAAGACAUGGCGGGACGGGACUAUGGUAAGUUCACUGAAGAAGGAUUCCGCAAUGCAUUUAAAUUGAAAUCAGCUUAUGAAACAUUGGGUGAGUUGCCAUUUACUAAUCUUACGCCAGCAUUCACGGAUAAUAUUGAUUAUAUUUGGUACUCAACCAAUUCUUUACAAGUUAGAGGAUUGUUAGAUAAAGUUGAUAUGGAUUACGCUAGCCACCGUAUCGGAUUCCCCGAUGCAAAUUUCCCAUCCGAUCAUAUUCCAAUAUUGGCUAAAUUCCAAUUUAAAAAGGGGAGCGCAGCCAAGAAACCAGACUUUAAACCAGACUUCAAGACUGGGCCUUCAAGAAAAACCUGAUUGAUAAGCCCGUCUAUUGUCAUAAUGAAAUAUUGUUUUUGUUAUUUUGUAUAUUAAUAAUGUUGUGUUGUUAUUUUUGUGGCCCUGUUUUUUUUUAUUUGUUGAGUGGGGGGUUACUCCUAUUUUUUUUGAUUUGCUUGUCUUUUAUUCAGAGGAUUAUCAUAAAUGAAGAUUGUGUUAUAUCCUCAAAAUGUAACGUUUCAUUUUUGCUAUUUGUUUACAUAUAUAUUUUUGUUCUAAUUUUAAAUACAUAUUCAGUUUCACAAAAGU